Molecule: messenger RNA, 861 nt
Organism: Rotaria sp. Silwood2
Lineage: Eukaryota; Metazoa; Rotifera; Eurotatoria; Philodinida; Philodinidae
Source: the annotation of a GenBank genome assembly
AUGUUAUCGAAUAUUGACGAAACAUUUUUAUUAAGUUUAAAAAAUGAAUUUAAUUCAAAUUCGUCAUCAACGUUUGUUUCGUCUGAUAUUUUACCCAGUUAUUCACCUAUUGAGACACUUACUUCCGAGCUUGAUUGUUUACCAAAUAUAUCUCAAGAUCUUUCAAUUCAAUCAUCGAUACCAACACAUUUUGACAUGACAAAUCCAAAUGAUUGGGUUCUUGCUUAUUCACUGGUUAAAAAUUCAGUUGUGCAACUUGAACGUACAACUAACGAUGAUCUUUUACGUUUAGCAAAUAAUAAUCCUAAUAAACUUUUAAGAAAUUCUUCAACAUCAAGUAUAAAUUUUGAUGAUAUGCCACGUGUACGUGGACCAAAAUCUACUCGUUUUACUUGUCCGAUAUGUGGUUUAAUAACUGUAUCAAUGGAACGUUUACAAAGACAUGUUAAUCAACAUGGACAAAAACUUCGUUUAGAAACAUAUAAACCAGAACGAAAAGUAUCGUCAUUAAUAUGUGAAAAAUGUAAAGCAACAUUUUCAUCUGCAUAUGCUCUAAGAAAACAUCAACGUGUACACACAAGAGAUAAACCAUUUUCAUGUGAUUUUUGUGGUUCAAGAUUUUCACAAUGGGGAAAUUUACGACAUCAUAUUCAACGACAUUUGGGUAUUAGUCCGUAUGCAUGUCCAUAUUGUAAGAAGACAUUUAUUGCACCAUGUAAACUUGAAGUUCAUAUUCGUGGUCAUCUUGAUGAACGACCAUAUGUUUGUGAUAGAUGUCAAGCAACAUUUAGAUGUAAUGAUGAUUUACGUAAACAUUUAAUUAUUCAUGCUGAUUAUAAAGUGAGUUCAUUUACACAAUGA